AUGAUAUCGCAACGAGCGAUGCUCGUUACGAUGGUAUUUUCUUGCACGACUAUGCUGAGUUGUCUUAUUGUAAUGUCAUUAAUUUACAACGAUAUUAGCAAUAUUUGGGCUGAACUCGAUUCUGAAAUGAAUGCUUUCAAGAUUAUAACCGAUGAUAUGUGGAAAGAUAUGGUAGGUCUUGGCGCCGGUACUCCAUCGAACCGAGAGUUGCGUCAAUCUGGCUAUGGUUUUGAUAAUGGUGGGCAAUUGAAGAAAGAGUAUGGUGAAGAACGAUUAGUUACUAAUAAAACGUGCAAUCUAGAGAAUAUUUGUCCACCUGGUCCACCGGGGCCUAAAGGUGAAAAAGGGACGGAUGGCGAAGAUGGGCAUCCUGGGAAGGAUGGUAUCGAUGGUCUUGAUGCUGAAGAUAUGAAGCAAGAAGCACCAAAUGGUUGUUAUAAUUGUCCAGAAGGUCCACCUGGACCAAAUGGCCCAGCGGGACGCCCAGGCAUUCGAGGGCCUCGAGGCCCGAAAGGAACACCAGGGAUGCCCGGAAGAGAUGGAAAUCCCGGACCGCCAGGAGAAAUGGGCCCGCCAGGACCGCCUGGAAUCAAUGGGAAACCAGGAGAACCAGGCGAGAAAGGUCAUGAUUCUGAAAGAGUGGUUGGAAGAAAAGGAAAUCGAGGGCCACCAGGGGACCAAGGACUCGAAGGGCCUCCCGGUGAAAAAGGCAAAGAUGCCCCACCUGGAGAAGAAGGUCUUCCCGGCUCACCUGGACAACCAGGAUUUCAAGGACCACAGGGCAGCGAUGGUGAAGAAGGUCCAGAAGGUCCACCAGGAAAUCCGGGAAAAGAUGCCGAGUAUUGUCCAUGCCCACCGCGAGAAGGUGGUGGUCGAAGCUUCCAAGAAGUCCACGGAACUGAACGUGGAGGUACAGUCAGCGAUGAAAAACAAGAAUAUGGUGCUAAAAGCGAGAGUCAAAGUUACAAUUAG
Molecule: messenger RNA, 972 nt
Organism: Dracunculus medinensis (Guinea worm)
Lineage: Eukaryota; Metazoa; Nematoda; Chromadorea; Rhabditida; Dracunculidae
Source: the annotation of a GenBank genome assembly